Puntigrus tetrazona (Sumatra barb) is the source of this 3644-nucleotide messenger RNA. It is a transcript of the gene cracr2ab, whose product is annotated as calcium release activated channel regulator 2Ab. Gene Ontology annotation, molecular function: calcium ion binding; GTP binding; GTPase activity. Lineage: Eukaryota; Metazoa; Chordata; Actinopteri; Cypriniformes; Cyprinidae. The transcript is spliced from 17 exons. Bases 327 to 2609 code for a protein of 760 amino acids. The record is from RefSeq and is a predicted model, not a curated record.
UCCUCCUCCUCCUCGCGCGCUCUUAUCCGCGAGCGUUUAAAACCCGUCCCUCAACAAACUACACUCAUUCACUGGAUUUAAUCAAGCAGUUUAAUUGUCACUAACGUUAUUUUAGGCAUAGACCCGGAGUAAAACGCUUGUUUCAUUUUCCAGGUAAGAGCAGCGAUGUAUUUCUCUCUCUGGGACCCAGUGCUGGGUUUCAAGUACAAGACAACAAUGGAUUUCAUCUACUAGGUUGUUUUAAGAGAAAUCAUCGAACUGGACCUAGCUUUGAAGUCCGUCCCGUUCGUGCCACCACUGGCGGUCGAGGCUGUUAACCUGGGGUCAUGUCAGAGACUGGACGGCUCUUCAGCAGUGGCUCGGACCAAGAUGACAAGCAACCGCUGCCAAGGAACAGUGUGAAUAAAGAGACAGGAUGGGGACACGCUGCUGCGCUGGACAAAACAGAGGACUUUUUCCAGAUCUGUGACAGCGAGGGAAAAGGAUUCAUCACACGUACAGAUAUGAGGAAGCUGCACAAUGAGUUGCCACUCACUACUGAGGAACUGGAGAAUGUCUUCGACUCACUAGAUCUUGACGAAAAUGGAUACCUGACUCUAGGAGAGUUUUCCUCUGGAUUUAGUAAUUUUCUUCAGGGACGGAGAGCCUCUGCCACGGAGGAGCUGAUGACUACACCCUCGCAUAAAGAUCGAGAGGCUCCCGGUCGGAGUUCAGGGGAUAAAGAGCAGUCAGAGAACGAGGACGAUGAAGAGACGCAUUUCAGCAUGUUGAUGGAGAGCUUGGGUGCCAGUAAUGUGUUUGAAGAGCCGAGUGAGGUUCGCAGCCUGUGGGCUCAGCUCAGGAAAGACGAGCCUCACCUCUUGUCCAACUUUGAAGAAUUUCUUGCCCGUGUCACGCAUCAAAUCAAAGAGGCUCGACAAGAGAGGAAAGAGAUGGAGAGCGCCCUCAGGAGGAAAGCAGUCACACAUGACACUGAAAUAUGCAGAUUAUAUGAAGAAAUGGAGCAACAGAUUAUUAAUGAAAAAGACAGAACAUUUGUGAAGGACUCCAAAACUCUGCAGUCACGCAGUCAAGACCUCCAGCAGCGGCUCCGCUCUAAAGAACAGGAAUUGGAGCAGCUUUUCCAAAAACAGAGAAGGUUAGAGCGACAAUGUCGUGACCUUCAUAGCGAGCACCAGGUGAGUCGACUGGAGAAUGUCAAGCUGAAAAUGACCAACGAGGAGCUGUCUCGUGAACUUGAGCACACCUGCCAGGAGCUAGUGUUGGCUCAGGAGCAGCUGGACGUUCUGCAGGAGCAGGCCUCUCGACUGCAGCAGGAAAGAGAGAUGGAGAUGUACAGAAUCACAGAAGGCUUGCAGAGAGAAAAACAGAGCUUAAUGAAACAGCUGGAUCUACUCAGAGAAAUGAAUAAACAUUUGCGAGAUGAGCGAGACAUUACCUUUCUGAAACGCAGUAAUUCAAUGAAAAAAUCUUCUCGCAAACAAAGACUGAACACAUCCUCAGUGAAAUACACUGAGAGAAAACCAUCUGUCAGGAAAGAAGUUGAUAAAGAGGAAGUGACCCAGCGUUCUAACAGGAAGACCCCCUCUUUACGAAACGGUCUCUGUUCAUCCUUCAGCACAGGGGAUGAUGGGAAGCCGGAGGUGGAUGGGCCGUCUGAAGAUGUAGCUAGAGACUCAGAAGGUGUGAAUGAUGGAGUGGAUGUGGAGGAUGCUCCACCGGAUGGAUGGCCUCUACGUAGAGUCAUAUCCAUCGAAGAGGACCACCUCCCACACCUGCUGCAAGGAGACCCUCACCUCCUCCUCCAUCAGCUAAGUGAGGAAGAAGAAGAAGCUCAGGCCAAUCUAGAAACCAGCUCCCUGUAUCCAUCCAAUGCGUCCCUGGCCUCUGCUGACUCUCCGCCACCAGUUAGACUGAAGAAGCCGUCUAAGAAGAAAUGGAUCAGAGGAAACAUGCCCUCAUCCGCUGCACGGGGUCAGCCAGUCGGAAAGGAGACCCUCCAGCAGGGUCCUGCAGAACGAUCCACUGCAUCCCCUCAGCGCCUCUUCAAGGUGAUUCUGGUGGGAAAUUCCAGCGUUGGCAAAACCGCACUGCUGCGACGCUUCUGUGACGGACAGUUUCAUUCCUCCACCGCCGCCACUGUGGGCAUUGACUAUAGCGUGCGAACCCUAAAUUUGGGGGACAGUCAUGUGGCUCUUCAGUUAUGGGACACAGCAGGUCAAGAAAGGUAUCGCAGCAUCACCAAGCAGUUUUUCCGUAAGGCAGAUGGCGUGGUGGUCAUCUAUGACAUUACAAUGGAGGACAGUUUCAGAUCAGUCCGGCCCUGGCUGGAAAGCAUACUGGAGGCUGUAGGCGACCCUAUACCCGUCAUGCUCCUCGGCAAUAAAUCGGACAAGGAGAGCGAGAGAGAAGUGCAGACAAAGGAGGCCGAUAUGCUAGCAGAGGAAGCUAACUUGAUGUUCUACGAGUGCAGCGCUUAUACUGGAGCUAAUGUGCUGGAGGCCAUGAUUCAUCUGGCCAGGGUCCUCAGGGAGCAGGAAGACCGAGUAUGGGUAAACACAGUCAGACUGGUGGAUCAACCAUUGAAGAAGAAGUCCUGCUGCAAGUGAUCACACACACACACACACACACACACACAUAAAAACAUGCGGAUGAAAUCACUUUAAGCUUCACGUUUCUUCUUCAAGCCCAAUUAUAUUCAGUAGAAAUAAUUUAAUGUAGGCUGAAAGACGACAAAUUCACUAAUAUUUGUUUUAAAAAUAGUAUAAAGUGUAAAGUUUUUUCAUGUCAAUUUUACAGAGCAUUGUAUAUGUGUGCUCAUCUGACGUGUGUCCAACUGUAGAUGGAGUAUAUUAUAUAUUAUCAGGAACGUUUAUCAAAUGCAGUUAUCCCAUACAACAAGUGAGUGAGAAAAAAGUCAUUCGAGAGAAAAUGUGCUUGUUUGUUACUUUCCAUUUAUUUAGCAUUGCAAUAGCCUCAUUCAACCCACCUGAAGUCUUGCUAGCUUCAUGAAACCUAGAUUUCAAACUGGCCAGUAAAACCUCAUUUGCUUGAACAAGAAGUGUUUCAGUUACCGUUCGUAGAGAGAGUUCAGCUGAUGACAACAACACGAAGCACUAAAAUCUUCAAAUGUAUUAUUGAGGGAAAACCAUCGUCUGGAUUCAGCGUCGAGCAUGCUGUGCCUCGUUCGUUGUCUUCAUCUGAACCGCUCAGGGAUCGCUUUACACAAAGGUUGUAUGUGACAAUGACCUGACAACUGACCAAAAACACAAAACCAAAAAAUAUUAAAAAGUUAAAACUGUCACGUUAUGUCACGCUAAAAUAAUAAAUAGGUCUUGCUUUUGACAAGAAUGAUUUAAAAUAGUGUAGCUGCUCUUAGAAAAGAAUUAAAAUAAAGGCAGACGACAUGCCAGUGGUCACUAUAUUAAACGACUCAACACUAACCCAAUAAAUAUAACGCAAGAAAAGCACUUAAAUAGAAGCGAAACAUCAAAUAUGAAGUGAAAAAUGCCAUUCAUGCUCUUCUCCGAACUGAAGCCUUUGUUCGAUGAGGCACUGUUGUACGAUUUCUCAUUGCAAAUACUGUUCGGUGACACUUUCCUAUCUUAUAAGGUUAAAUAAACACAAGCUUUGACAUUCUCGGA